GUUGGUUUUGUCAAAUAUUUUUUUACAACCAUAAUCUAUUGUUCUAUUUGUUGUCCUCCAAUACAUCCAGUAAAUGGCACAAAAAUCUGCCAGACGGUUUGUGAGAACAUUUUGGAUCAAUAGAGGUAGACAUUGUUCUAACCCCCCUUCUCUGGGGGUUGUGCUUUGAGUCUUUGGAGGACCGACCCCGAGUGUUCAAUAACACAGCAGGGAAAAUAGUCAGCAAAGAGAAUGUGUUGAGAAAAGCCAGAGGAAUUAAGUCACAAAUUAUACGUUAGCCGUCUCACAUUCGUAACAGAAAUCCCACCAGCUGACAUGGAGAGUAGAUAAUACAUCGUUUCUUCUGCGUAAAAUACUUCUCCUCGAGGCAGCAUUUUGAUGCCUGGGUAGAGGAUUGCAUUGGUCCGAAGAGCGUUGGACUUACACUCAUUAUCAGGGAACAGAAAAGGCUGUUGGAAUAAGUCACUUGCCCACACACAUGAGUGCUGUGUUCCCCUUGCGCUGGGCUGAGCGCCAUGCCUGACCGGGACAGCGCCUACCUCUCAGGCGGUUGCAGCAGCGGUGGGUUGGGUACUAGUGUGGGCGAGGAAGGCGUGCCGGGGUCUGGUUUAGGAGGGGGCGCAGGAGAGGGCCGAGGGGGAUCAGUGGGAGGUGGAGGCAGUGGCUCUGGUUCUGGGGGCAUGGGUGGAGUAGGGGCCUUGGGAAAUGGGAACAACUGUGGGGGAGGUGGAGCAGGGGGCCCGGCCCCGGAUGGGGUCUGCAGGGACUUUCUGAGGAACGUGUGUAAGAGAGGCAAACGCUGCCGCUUCAAACACCCAGACUUCAAUGAGGUGCCGGACCUCGGGGUGCAGAAGAAUGAGUUUGUCUUCUGCCACGACCACCAGAACAAGGAGUGCGUCCGCUCCAACUGCCGCUUCGUCCACGGCUCCAAGGAGGAUGAGGACUACUAUAAGAAGUCAGGGGAGUUGCCCCUCAGGCUGAGGGGGAAAGUGGCUGCAGGACUGGGCCUGUCCCCGAUGGACCUCCCACACAGCCGAGGGGAGGUCCCCAUCUGCAGGGACUUCCUAAAGGGAGAAUGCCAGCGGGGCAACAAGUGCAAGUUCCGCCACGUCAAGAAGGACUAUGAGUAUGAGCAAGCCAGGGUGGGUGCCGGGGUCGUGAUGGGCCCGGGGUCCAGUGGGAUGGUGAACACAGGCGGGGGGGGAGGAGGUGUUGGGGUGGGUGCUUGUGGGGGCAUGGCCGGACUGGUUGGGGGUGGAGGUGGGGGUAACAUGAUGGGGAUGGGCUGUCCCAGCCUGGGAGGCUGCAGAGAUCCAGGUAUAUCAGGGGUGGGGGAGUAGGGGUAGGUGGAUGGGGGUUGCCUCUCCAUGGCCUCAGGACAGCGUCGUUUUGACAGGGGAACUUGCUCGGUGUACGACUCCCUGUUUGAGAGUGGUCUGUAUGAGACAGGGCCCCUGGAGUCCCCUUUGGACCACACAAUGCUGCAGCUGAAGAGACGCAGGCUGGAGGGGCUCCGGCUGGAUGGGAACGGAGGGGGGCACUAUGAGCUGGGGAUGCAGGCGGCCCUCCCGCCUCGGCCCCUGGAGUACAGAUUUCUGGAGGAGGAGAACGCCCUGCUGAGGAGGAGAGUGGAGGAAUUGAAGAAACAGGUGUCUAACCUCAUGGCCACUAACGAGGUGCUGCUGGAACAGAAUGCCCAGUUCCGGAGCCAGACUAAGGUGUCGGUGAUGACCCUGUCCUCCACCCCAGCCCCCUCUGAGCAGACCUUGGCUCCCCCUGUGGGUGCGGUCAGCUCCUACAACCACAGCAUCGCCCAGACCCAUACCACCCUGAGCAGCGCCGGGCUGCAGCCUCGUACCGUCACCCUCACCCAACAGGACCUAGUGGCCCCCACUGGUGCCCCUACAGUACCCCCAUCCAACACUGCCCCACCCAGUGCUCCCCUGCCCCACCUCAACCCCGAGAUCACCCCGCUCUCGGCCGCCCUGGCUCAGACCAUCGUCCAGGGCAUGGUGCCUCCUGUUUCCAUGGCACCUGUGACUGUUUCUGUGGCACCGGUGGCUGUAUCAAUGGCACAGCCUCUACCUUGCAUCACUAUAAGCCACGCCACCACCCCAAUGGUGUCCUACCCUAUUGCCAGCCAGAGCAUGAGGAUCACCACCAUACCUCACUGAUGCACUCUCUGGCAAACUCUGUAGAACUCUCCCAUGGAACUAGAGAUGGGGAUGGUAUGCAGAAUGCAUCUUUCAAGUUUCAAUUGUCCCACAGCAGCUGACUGACUCGAGGGGCAAAGUUGUGGGGGAACCCUAAUGCCCACACGCCAUAGGCAAAGAAAAGGCUAACUUUGAUAGGAUGAUUCCGCCACACACACCCUGCUCUGUGGCAGCGUUACAAAGUCAGGUGGUCCUCUGAGGUGACCUCCGACCUUGUCAAAGGUUGGUGUGCCAAACGGCCUUCUUCAAACACAGGCAGCAAAAAUAACGACAAACUGAAGAUAUGUCAGUCAUGGCGAUAUUCAGUUUUCUCACACAUUUGACUGAUGUCUUGAUUACCAGGGGAUUGUGACAUUUCAGUUAGCUUCUGUUAUUGUUUGUGGAUUUUUAAUGUGUAAUGUUGAAAUUUUACAUUGCACACAUUUAAUGGAAUAACAACCACAAGAAAAUGCAUCUCCUGUUGUUUUAUUGCUAAUGAAUUAAGUUAUCCUGAGUAAUGUUAUUGUGUGAGGAUAUGGUUGACUGACAGACCAUCAGAUACAUUUUUCAGUGCUUGAUGCAUUGGUAUCUUUACCCUAGAUUUAAUGCUCAAGCCUAAACUCAGCUGAGAGCCUACACACAAACAAACGCAAGUCAAUCAUGAAGGGAAUAGGUAAGCUUGGAAAAGAAACACCUUUAAUAAACAUGUUAUGGAUCAUU
Molecule: messenger RNA, 2912 nt
Organism: Oncorhynchus tshawytscha (Chinook salmon)
Lineage: Eukaryota; Metazoa; Chordata; Actinopteri; Salmoniformes; Salmonidae
Product: zinc finger CCCH domain-containing protein 10
Molecular function (GO): metal ion binding
Source: RefSeq, a predicted model, not a curated record